Molecule: messenger RNA, 2296 nt
Organism: Amphibalanus amphitrite
Lineage: Eukaryota; Metazoa; Arthropoda; Thecostraca; Balanomorpha; Balanidae
Product: tryptase-like
Exons: 9
Coding region: 401-1456 (351 amino acids)
Biological process (GO): proteolysis
Molecular function (GO): serine-type endopeptidase activity
Source: RefSeq, a predicted model, not a curated record
AGGUGAGGAGAUACCGGUGUGCCGACGCGGUGGAUGGCAGUGAUUAGACAGUUGUGCAUGCAUUGUUCAUGUAGCAUAUCAUUUGCUUGGGCAAAUUUAUAGGCAUGGCGCCUGUUUAUCCGUCUAAUUCAAAGGAAAGGUGUGAGUACCAAUACUGGUCGUACUUUUCAUAGUCUCAAAGAGAGCCUGAAGAAACACACGAAAGGAUUACAUAAGGACCGGCCUAUUCGGAAAGAAAAAUGCUGGCGUCGGCAUUGUUGGGCACUGGCCAAUAUCAGUCUGGGACACAACCAUCAGGGGAGAGCGGUCACCUGGGAGAGAGUCCAGUCUUUUCACCCGUCUCCAGCGCUGGUCCCAUCUCUGAGACAUCCGUGCAGGAGAGCGCUCGACUCAACAGAAAAUGACAACAAGAAGGCCACCGUUGCUGCCACUCCUGAUUGUUAUCUCAGUGCUCGCCGCCACAGUUUCGUCUGAGAAACUCGGCGGCCCCGAAUCAACAGAGGACAAUGACCUCUGCGACUGUAUGGAGUACUGGCAGUGCAUACUCAACAAGGGCUCGCCGCGGGGCAUGUGCCCCAUGUCCAACAAGUUCUGCUGCUUCAUGCCACGGACGUCGCGGCACCACAUCAAGCCGCUGAGCCUGCUGACGAUCCUACCACCGGCGCGACGGAGGAAGACAUGCGGCACCAAGGGCCACGACAACAACAAAGAGGGCGUCGCUGAGAUGUCCGAGUGGCCCUGGCAUUCUGCCAUUCUGGAGAAGGAGGAGGACCUGUACGUGUGCGGUGCGUCACUGCUGGACGAACGCUGGCUCGUCACCGCCGCGCACUGCGUCGACGACUACGUCAGCCUGGGGGACCGCCUGCACACGGUGCUGAAGGUGCGUCUCGGCGAGUACGACGUCAGCUCGACGUCUGAGCCGGUCGGACACGAGGAGAUAGACGUCGAUGACGUCAUCAUCCACCCGCAGUUCGACAACGCCACUCUGGUCAGUGACAUUGCGUUGCUGCGACUUCGGACACCAGCGAAAAAGCAGGUCAACAUCAAUGCAGUCUGCAUGCCCAAACACGACCACGAUGACGCCUUCAUGGGCAAGCGCUGCUACGUCACAGGCUGGGGGCGGAUGAACGAAACUUCUGAGCACUCUGUGGUUCUGAAGGAGAUCCCGGUGCCUCUCUGGGAGCGGGAGUCCUGUGACGCCGCGCUGAGGACCCAGUUUGGACCCAACUACCGAAUUCCCGACACAGCCCUGUGCGCGGGAGCCGAGGGCAGGGACGCCUGUGAUGGUGACGGAGGCGGGCCUCUAGUCUGCGAAAAGGGCGGCUUCUGGUACCAGGUCGGUAUCGUCUCGUUCGGCAUCGGCUGUGGCAGGAAGAACAUCCCCGGAGUCUACACCAGGGUCAGCGCCUUCGAGACCUGGAUCAUCCAAAGCAUCAGCCGCUUCGAGAGGAGAUGAAUCCUAGCGCUGUGCGCACUGCCAUCUCUUGAGAGGUUAAACAAAUAGGCCUAGCGCCACCCAUCGGUGACUUGUGGAAGUUGAGACUGUGCGUGUAGCCGCUAGAGGCCGACUGGGACAUAACGGAACGGCCAAUAGCGGCAGAGGACCAAUGGGCAUGUGAUAACUCGGCCAAUCAACGCGCGCCGUCUGUGCAGUGACGUCAGUGAGUGCCCGAGUGACGUCAGAGAGUGUUCGUGCGACGUCAGUGAGUGAUCUUGUGAAGCUUGUGCAGAUGAAGAUCCCUGUUUGCCUAGUGUGUUCUUGUGUAUGAAAUCGUGUGCAAGUGUGCGCUUCGACGCAACAUUCUGAGUGCUGUCGGUAAGGAUAUGUCAGAAUGUUUAACAAAGCAAUGAAUGGAGCCUCGAGAGUCGAGAUCUUCCCUGUAAACUUGUCACGAUUUUUCAUUUUACAAGGAUGAUGACAAACUUGAACGAUUGCGCUUACAUGUGUUUAUUUAAAGUCAACAUCGAUUACAUCAAAAUAGUUUCCACAACUCAUCAGUACGACGAAACAUGAAUUGGGAUGUUUCAUGCCAAUUCAGAUGCAAAUUACUUGCACAGACACUAUUCAAAUCAAUUUAUUGUAAAUCCAUCCAAACAAUCAAAGUGUUAAGUGGCGGUAUUUGAAUAUCAUAUGACAUUCGAACUUGUUGCCCUAAAAAAGACCCUAUUGAUAUGUUCCGUAAGCUUUUUAUUUUGAACCUUUGUGUCGUCAUGCAUCAUGAUGCUUCAUGUAUUUCAUGUAUAAGGCGACUGAAGGAUCUUCACGGUUCUGGAAUAUAUAGUAGAUAAAACUUUC